This is a messenger RNA of Passer montanus (Eurasian tree sparrow), 4325 nucleotides long. RefSeq names its product cingulin (gene CGN). Gene Ontology annotation, cellular component: myosin complex. Lineage: Eukaryota; Metazoa; Chordata; Aves; Passeriformes; Passeridae. The coding region runs from base 261 to 3650 and encodes 1129 amino acids. The transcript has 20 exons. The record is from RefSeq and is a predicted model, not a curated record.
UGCUGGGCGGGGUCUGGGGCGCGGAGCCGCGCCUGGUGGGCGGGGUUUGGGGUGGUGCCGACCAAUCAGUAUCGAGGGGCGGGGCCUGGGCGAAGGUAACAGGUUGCGGUGGCUGCGGCGGGAGCGGGCGGUCUUCCCCGGCUCCCGGAAUUCCCAUCGGGAUCGUUCCCAGCCCCGCCCCGGCCCCGCUGCCCUUUGGCCACCGGGAAAAAUUCCUGAUUUUCCACCCGCGCCGCUCCCCGCUCAGCCCGAGUCCGGCCAUGGCGGAGCAGCCGCUGGACCACGGCGUCCAGAUCCGCUUCAUCAGCGACCUCCGCGAGCCGCGGCGCCCCCCGCGCCCGGCCCGCGGCCGCGGCGGCUCGUACGGCGUGGCCGUGCGGGUGCAGGGCAUCGCCGGGCAGCCCUUCGUGGUGCUCAACAGCGGCCAGCGCGGCGGCGACAGCUUCGGCGUGCAGAUCAAGGGGGGACAGCCCGCGACGCCCCCCGACGCCCCCCGCGCCCGGGCCCCCGAGGAGGAGGAGGAGGAGGAGGAGGAGGGGGAUGUUUGGGAUGGGGGGACGCGCGGGUUGGCGGAGCAGGGAGGGCCAGGGGGGUCCCGGGGGGUCCCGAAAGUUUGGGAGAAGGAGCAGGGGGUGCACAGGGUUUCGGAGCAGGAAGGGUCAGGGCCGUCCCGGGGGAUCCCCGGGUUUUUAGGUGAGGAAGGCUCAGGGGGGUCCCGGGGCAUCCCCAGAUCCUGGGAUGAGGAGCUAAGGAGGGGCCCCAAAUCCUCGGAUCGGGAAAUUCCGGGGGGAUCCCGCGGGGCCCCAAAAUCCUGGGAUGAGGAAAGUUCGGGGCGGUCCCGGGGGAUGCCGAAAUCCUCGGACGAGGAGCCGGGAAGAUGCCGGGACGCCCCAAAACACUCGGAUCAGCACCUGAAAACCCCCAAAUCCUCGGAGGAGCUGCGCCGAUCCCAAUCGCACGGGGACCUCAGCGCGCCUUUUCCCAAAAGCGGCGAAAAAUUGGGAAAAAAGGAGGGGGAAAUUCCCAGAAUUGCCGGGGACGUGGACACGGAGCCGCUGCGCUCCGUGGAUUCCCUGAUCACCAAAUUCGACGGGAAUUUGCCCCGCGGGCGAGCAGCGCGGAGGUUCCGCGGCCCCGGGGCGGCUCCCAGGAAGCGCUCGCAGAGUUUGGAUGCGCGGAAUUCCCGGGAAUCCGCCGCCAUCCCGCCCCAAAUCCCCCAAAUCCCCCGCGGCUUUGGGGGCGUGGAGGAGCAGAGCGUGGAGAUGCAGCUGAAAUCCACCCCGGACCUGCUGCGGGAUCAGCGGGAAUUGGGGGGCUGUGAAAACCCCACUGAGCUCAUCUACAGCAUCCUAAAGGAGGGGAGCUCCGAGAGCGAAAUUUCCCUGAAAAGGAAAACCUCGAGGCUGCUGGGGAAAUUCCAGGAGCUGGCGAGUUCCGUGGGGGCUCCGGACUCGCCCCAGUCCCAAAUCCUGCGGGAGGCCCUGGACAGGAAAUCCCAGGAGCUGCAGCGGAGCCAGGCCCAGCUGAGCGAGCUGAGAGCCGCCAAGGAGGCGCUGGAGGCGCGGCUGGGCCACCUCGAGGGGCAGCUGCUGGCCACCGACCCCAAAAACGACCCCAAAAGUGACCCCGACACAGAGGGCCUCUACCAGGAGCUGCAGGAGUGCCGGGAGCAGCUGCAGGAGGUUUUGGGGUCGCGGCGGCGCCAGGAGCGGGAGCUGCAGGCGCUCAAGGGGGCCCUGAAGGCCGAGGUGGCCGCGCACGAUUCCGACCUGGAGCGGCUCCGGGGGGAGAUGGAGACGAUCCGGGGGGAGACGGAGCGGGUGGCGGAGGAGAAAUCCAGCCUGGAGCAGGAGCGGGAAAAUUUGGGAAUGCAGCUGCGGAACCUGCGUCGGGAGCUGGAGGAGAGCGCGGAGGAGACGGAGCAGUGGCGGGAAAUGUUCCAGAAAAACAAGGAAGAGCUGCGGAAUUCCAAGCAGGAGCUGCUGCAGGCGCGGCUGGAGCGGGAGGAGUUGGAGGAGGAGCUCCGGGAGCUCCGGGAGCGGCUCCAGGCGGCGCGGGAGGAUCGGGAUCGAGCCCGGACCGACCCCCAGGAGCUGGAAAAGCUCCGGAAGGUGCGAGAAAUCCGUGAAAUUUUACCCCAAAAUUUGGGAUCUUUUCCCCAAAAUUCAGGAUUUCCCCCCCCCAAAUUUGGGAAUUUCUUUUUGACAAAAUUUGGGAUUCCCCCCCCCCCAAAGAUUUGGGAUUUUUACCCAAAAAUCUAUUUUUUUUUUUCCCCAAAAAUUUGGGAUUCUUCCCAGGAGCUGGAGCAGGCCCGGAAGGAUCUGGAAAAGCUCCAGAGAGAGCGAGAUGAGGCUGCUCAGGCCCAGAUUUCCCUGGAAUCUGCGCUGGAGGCGUCGGAGGAGGCACGGAAAGUUCUGGAAUCGCAGCUGGAGGAGUCCAAGGAACAGCAGGAGAACUGGGAACAGCUCCGGGAGAAAGUGGCCAAAUUGGAGGCGGAGCGCGCGGCCCUGGCCGAGUCUCUGGGAUCGGGCGCGGAGCGGGAGCGGGCGCUGGAGUCGCGCCUGGAGCGAUCCCAACGGGAGCUGCGGGAUUUGGGAUCGGCGCUGGGCGAGGAGCGGCGCCGGCGCGAGCGGCUCAGCCAGGAGCUGGAGCAGAUGACGGCAGAAUCCCAGAGCUCCCUGGCCUCGCUCCGAUCCCAGCUGGAAGAAUUCCAGGAAAAAUCCCGCCGGGAACUCACGGAUUCCCAAAAAAUCGCCCAAGACCGCGAGGCCGAGGCGGAAAAAUUCCAACAGAACCUCGGGAAGCUCCAGGACGAGGUUUCCCGGCUGAAGGAGACGAUCCAGGAAAACCGGGAAGAGCAGGAUCGGAUCCUGCUGGACAAGGAGCUGCUGCUCCAGAGGCUCCAGGAGCUGGAGCAGGAGCUGGAAAAUCGGAAGCGAUCCCAGGAAGAGCGAGCCCGGCAUUCCAAGGCGCUGGAGGAAAAAUCCAAACGUUUGGAAUUGGAGCUGGAUGAGGAGCGGAGCUCGGUGGAGCUGCUGAGCGAGAGGGUGACCCGGAGCCGGGAUCAGAUCGAGCAGCUGCGGGCAGAGCUGCUCCAGGAACGUUCGAGCCGCCAGGACCUGGAAUGUGACAAAUCCUCCCUGGAGCGCCAGAACAAGGAGCUGAAGAACCGGCUGGCCGCUUCUGAGGGGCAGCAGCGACCCGGGAACAGCCGGAAUUCCCAGCUGGAAUCGCAGCUGGAAGAGCUCCGGGAGCAGCUCCAGGCCGAGGAGAGGGAGAAGAGCGUCCUGCUCUCGUCCAACCGGAAGCUGGAGAGGAAAAUCAAGGAAUUGUCGCUGCAGCUGGAUGAGGAGCGGCAGAGCAGCAGCAACCACAGGGACCAGCUGAGCCUGCGGGUAAAGGCCCUGAAGCGCCAGGUGGACGAAUCCGAGGAGGAAAUCGAGCGCUUGGAAAACGCCCGGAAAAAAUCCCAGCGGGAGCUGGAGGAGCAGCAGGAGCUCAACGAGCAGCUCCAGCGGCGCCUGAAAUCCAUGGAAAAGGAGGCCUGGCGCCGCGCCGUGGACGAGCGGCUGAGCUCGGAUGAGGAGUUCGGAUCCGCGGCCAUCGCCUCCCUCCUGAGCGAGGCCAACCUGCAGGCCAGCUCCUGCUGAGCCAGGAACGCCGGGAGUGCCAGGAACGCCGGGAAUGCCAGGAACGCCGGGAAUGCCAGGAACGCCGGGAAUGCUAGGAAUGCCGGGAAUGCCAGGAACGCCGGGAGUGCUGCCAUCAUCAUCAGUGGGAUCGGUCCCAGGAUCGGUUCCAGGAUUGGUCCCAACCUGGGACUGGUUCCAGGGCCAUCCCUGGGAUCAGCCCCCUCCCGCAGAUUCCUGGGAAUUCUGGAGCUGGGAUUGAGUCUGGGAUCAGCCCCAGGAUCGGCUCUGGGAUCGGCCCCGGAAUUCCAGCUGGGAUCAGUCCCAGAAUUCCAGCCGGGAUCAGUCCCAGAAUUCCAGCCGGGAUCAGGCCCAGAAUUCCAGCUGGGAUCAGCCCUGGAAUUCCAGCUGGGAUCAGCCCUGGAAUUCCAGCUGGGAUCAGUCCCGGAAUUCCAGCCGGGAUCAGUCUCAGAAUUCCAGCUGGGAUCAGCCCCGGGCUGCUGCUGCUCCAUAGGAAAAAUUCCCAAAGCGAGGAUAUGAAGGAAAAUCAGCCGGGACCCUGUGGGAAUCCAGGGAUUUCCAGGGAUUUCCCAGCUCCUGAGGACACUUCGGGGGAAUCUCGGGGUUUCCCAGUUCCAGGAAUUUUUAUUCCCACACCUGCUCCCAAAAAUGUUUGGAAUAAAAUCCUGCGGUUUA